CAAUUAUGUCUUCUCUGUAUUCCUUGAUUCCCUUCUCUCGUGAAUCACCCUAUUCCUUGGUUUCUGAUCAUUGGGAAUCUACCCCCCUUCCCCCCCUGCUAUCAUAAACGCUAAUCACCAUACCGUCAAUACCAGGCUCACCAAUCUCUCCAUCAACAUCAACACGCUGCAUCCGCAACGAACGGAAGCAAGAAGAACGCGAUCCAUAAUAAUAGUGUGACUCCAGCUCCUGGCCCCCUUGUUGCUACGCCCACUCCGAAUUCUUCGGCCUCUUCUACUACUGUGUCAGCGUCUACGUCCUCUUCUACAACUCCAACUCCUACUGCUAUGACUACGAAUAACACUACGCUUCCGACGAUAGCCGGUACGAUGGAUAAAUCCCCUAUACCUACUGUCGUCGUUCCUCGUACGCCACCUUCAUAUCAUGUCACUAGCGCCGCUACACGCAAUUCCACGGGAACUACGCCACCGAUGGCAGAAGACUCUUCUUCCCUCAUCGCUACCCCUUCCACGAACAACCCACCCAUCGGAAGACACCCAUCUCCUCUUACUCCACCUCUUACGCCCGCACACGCGCUCUCCUCUUCGUCAAAACUGAUCGAAGAGGUUGACGAAAGUGUGGGAUUCGUCGAAAGUAAUAUCAUCGGAAAUGAUGCUCAUUCUACACCUCCUGCAUCCGCUGGCAAAGAUAAGCCGACGUAUGUGGGGGGACAACAAAGUCGUUAUGUUCCCCUCACACCCGUCACACCAAAGCAAGGAAAUCCGUCUUCUUCUUCGUUUGAUUCUCCCCAUUCGUCUGGCACUAAUUCCCUAGUGGAGCCCGUCUCUAUCUCAAGUUCGCCAUAUGGAUUAUCUUCAGAUGAGGUCGUCGGCUCCACUCCGAACGGCGGGUUGGAUACGGGUAUUGGAUUAGGCGGUGUUAGUGUGGUGGGCGUGGAGGGGAAUCUCGAUGCUCCACAGUCACCGGGUCGAUUUCUGUUUUUGUACGUGGGUCCAGGCCCAGUGGGAGCUGGGGCAUCGACGGUGGGAUCUGAAUGUGAGAAGGGGAGUGGUGGCUCCGAGGCUACGAUUGGCUCGUGGGAUGUUGAAAAAAUGAAGGAGGAAUUUGGGGAGAAAUUUCUCGUAACUGAUGCUGUCCUCGACCGUUCCCGAUAGCAUUUGGUGAUUUGAAGGGGAUGUAUAUUGGCUUACUGGAAAAGCAUGGCAUCAUUAUACUGGCGUUUUAUGAUGUCCGUACCGCUAUACAUGCGCAUCAAGCUUUCCUCUCGUCGAGGUUCAUCCCCUCGUUGCAAAUGACGAACAACGACAAUGGGAAGAAAGUUGCAUCUAGAUUCGUUUCAAUUGGAGAACUCUACCGCGUAAGCGCUCUCUUCCCCUUUUUUUUCUCCUCAACACCAUGGAUGAUUUUUCCGUUGUUUAUCGUCCUCCCCCCCUUAACUUCGCCUUUUGCUUUAUCUCCGAAAUGAACUGAUC
Molecule: messenger RNA, 1473 nt
Organism: Cantharellus anzutake
Lineage: Eukaryota; Fungi; Basidiomycota; Agaricomycetes; Cantharellales; Hydnaceae
Exons: 3
Coding region: 328-1155 (275 amino acids)
Source: RefSeq, a predicted model, not a curated record